AUGGCUUCGAUGCGAAUAAAAAAACCUGCGACCCGCAAGGGUAAAAAGGCGUUAGAGGAGCGAGAACCAAAAACUAUAGAAAACCUAAAGAAGACCCUGAUUAUGGAAGGCCGAAAAUGCUCCAAUGAAAUUCGGCAAGCGUUGAAAGAUUUAAACCUUCUCAAGAAACCCAACGCACGCUUGAUGAGGCGAAAUAACGAUGUUACCCCAUUCGAAGACGCCACACCACUGGAACACUUGGCAAAAACGAAUGACUGUCAUCUGUUUUUGUUUGGAUCUACCACAAAAAAGCGUCCUAACAAUUUGAUUAUGGGACGCAUGUACGACGAACAGGUACUGGAUAUGAUUGAACUCGGCAUCGACAACUACACGGCGCUGGAAAAGUUCAAGACGGAGAAAAUUUCACAGUUCACAAAACCGGUCAUAGUUUUCAAUGGGUACAAGUGGAAGCUGACGGAAGAGCUGCGACGGAUCAAGAGCUUGCUGUUGGAUAUGUUCCGCAUCGAUCAAAUCGAUUCCAUUCGUCUGCAAGGCAUAGAGCACGUGUUGAGUUUCACUCUAACCGACGACCUGACUAUCCUGAUACGGUCGUAUCGCAUCCAACUGAAAAAGAGUGGUCAGCGAACGCCUAGAAUCGAGCUGGUUGAAAUGGGCCCAUCGUUGGAUCUGUCGAUUCGUCGCACGAAGAUAGCGUCAGAUAAUCUGUACAAGGUCGCGAUGAAGCAACCAGCCAUUCUGAAGGCGGCCAAAAAGAAGAACAUAUCGCGCGAUGGUCUGGGCAACGUGCAUGGAAGAGUGCACGUCGGAAAGCAGGACAUCAACACUCUGCAAACGAGAAAGAUGAAGGGUCUGCGAAAAACGGCCGAGGAGAAGCGUGCGGAAAAAUUGAACAAACGAAAACGGACCUCUACGGAUGGUGGGGAUGAGACCAUGGAUGGUGAAUCGAAUGCUGAGGACGGUGAAGGCAUGGAUGUGGACAGCGGGGAUGGAGAGUAAUAGGAACAAUAAUUGUACGCUUAUUGGA
This is a messenger RNA of Anopheles nili, 1024 nucleotides long. It is a transcript of the gene Non3, whose product is annotated as ribosome production factor 2 homolog. The transcript is spliced from 3 exons. Gene Ontology annotation, biological process: ribosomal large subunit assembly; maturation of LSU-rRNA from tricistronic rRNA transcript (SSU-rRNA, 5.8S rRNA, LSU-rRNA). Gene Ontology annotation, cellular component: nucleolus. Gene Ontology annotation, molecular function: rRNA binding. Lineage: Eukaryota; Metazoa; Arthropoda; Insecta; Diptera; Culicidae. The record is from RefSeq and is a predicted model, not a curated record. The coding region runs from base 1 to 996 and encodes 331 amino acids.